AUGUCUUGGCUACGCACAACCGCCCUCAGCGUGACGGGCAUCGCGGCGAACCUACAGUUGCCUGCGCAACCCCUGCAGUUGCCUAGUCUACACUCAAAGACCAUCGACUUAACGGGCCUCGCGGCAACCGUGCAAACGCUUUCGCUGACAUCGGACGUGCUCUGCUUUCACAGGCGCCUGCGGAUAGCGUGCAUGAGCCUGGCAAACCCGGGCGCUCUGAAGCACCUGGCGGUCGAGGCCGGGUGGCUACUUGGCGACAGGCCGAAGCUCUACAGCCACACGGGCCCUGGCUCGGCCGAAGCCGCUCCGUCUAGGGACCUGGCGGGCCUGCUCCCGCCGUCGCUCGAGACGUUCCGCCUGAUCGUGUUCGACGUAGGCAAGGACCAGAACUGCAGCUACUACGCGACCGACGUCAAACUCAGCCCCCGCCCGCCCUGCUCCGACCCCUGCCACGUGCACUUCAAGACUGGAGUGCGUGACUGGAAAAAGCUCGACGCGGCUUUGAAGCCCCUGUUUGCAAAGGUCCGAGUCAAAUUCUCUGUGACUUACCAGGACACGGCGCCGGAGCGACUUCUUUCGUGGAGAGAGGCUCCUGAGGUUCAGUAG
Messenger RNA from Lasiosphaeria miniovina, 606 nucleotides. RefSeq lists its product as uncharacterized. The record is from RefSeq and is a predicted model, not a curated record. NCBI's taxonomy places the organism in Eukaryota, Fungi, Ascomycota, Sordariomycetes, Sordariales, Lasiosphaeriaceae. The transcript has 2 exons. Bases 1 to 606 code for a protein of 201 amino acids.